CGACAGAAGAAGACGGAAGUUGCGGGAAAACUGAAGGAAGAGAAUCACGUCACGAUCACGGAGCUGAAAGAAAACAAGGUUAAAAAAUUAAAAAAUAAGGAAAAUCAACAUAAUGAGCCCCCAGAAUGUCACCGAGGUCAAAAGGGGAAUUGCUGCCCUUUGGGAGACUCUACAAUGCCCCAUAUGUCUGGAUUUAUUAACCAAACCCGUUUCUACCAAGUGCGAUCAUCAGUUUUGCAAAUUUUGCAUGCUGAAGCUAUUGGACAACAGCAAACUAAACGGAUCCAGCUGCCCUGUGUGUAAAGAAAAGAUAACAAAAAGGAGCUUGCAGGACAGUCCAGGUUUUCAGAGGCUUGUCACAGGCCUGCAAGACAUGAUCCACGCUUACGAACGCGACACGGGCACAAACUACUUUACUGGGUUUAUCCACAUCCAAGACGGCCGCCAAUCAUCUCUGACAACUGGUGACAUGAAGCAACAGGUUGAUGACAACAUGAAGGAUGUUGAGGAAGUUCUUCCAAGUUCUCACUCGUCAACUAUAGCAGCACUCAAUGGAUUUGCCAAAGUGAUGGGAUUUGAAGAUUCCAGUCAUUUGACAACAGAAAGCGAAGUUCAGGACAAGAUCCAAACAACGGAAUCCUUGGACUCGGUGGAGACAAGAGUCAAAGCAUCUGCUCGCAAAACUCGAGGGAAAGGGAGAAAAGACAACUUCAUGCCAGUUGAUCCAGAGCCUCUAAGACAAUCCUCCAGGCAGAAGCAGAAAAAACAUCCGGAACCUGACAAGAUCUUCGAGAAGAGGACGAGAAAAAGUGUCGAGAAGGUCAAAGAGUGGCUCAUGAAGGUCCCCGCUGAAGGGAGCCUCGAGUUGACGAAAUCCGCUGAGGGCGCCCCAGAUCCGGAUGACUCCGGCAGCUCCACUUCCACGUUGGACGUCGACGUGUUCAACAUCAGCGAGCCGAACCCAAAGAAGGAACUACCAGCCAAAGCUCUUGAGGAGCAAGUGUUUGGGGCCACCUACAAACGAGGCAGGAGAGCCAAAGUAGCCUUCUCUGUUCCGGGGAAUACCUUCACCGCACCAACGGUACAACCAUCGGGAAAACGACAAAGGAAGAAGAACACCCUGACACCGAGCUCUGAGGAGGAACGUGUAAAACAUCUAGAAGAAGAACUUCAAACGCUCCAAGAUGACAUCUGCAUGGACUCUUUUGAAGACAACGCUAACAACAAAACUCCAUGUCUCGUGUCCGCGAAGACAUUGCAGGUCGACUCCGAUUUGCAGGCCCAAGCCGAGACGGAAAGAUCAGCUCCAAAAAAAGCGGAAAAGAGGAGAGUUCACUCGGGAAGAGUCAAGCACACGAGAGCCGCAAAACCGCUUCUUCUGGUUUCCGGAGUUCAAAACGAAGAGAGCAAGCCGCCGUCGGAGGCGGUUCAGGUUCAUAUCGAGAACUACCCCAGCAGCGAGGACCAGGAUGUACCUGUCGCGAGGAACACCAGGAAAGGUCGGAAACGUUCCCUGUGCUCCCAGAUGAGCGUUCCCAAGAAAGGUGCAUCCGUGAAAACGUCAGCAUCGGAUUUAUUGGACGCGAAGCCGAAGAAAAGUAAUGGAUGCGUUUACGAUGAAGAGAUCGCCGCCAUCGAGAACAUGGAGAUCGGACAAACAGCGUCUUCCAUUAAGGAAGUUCCAGAAACCAGUGAGGAUCGUUCAGGUUCCCGUCAGAUCCAAAGUACUCCAGCAGAGGAGGAGGACUACAGUGAGGUGGACACGGAGCAACUUCUCAAGAGCUUCAAAGCCACUAAAAGGAAGUCGUUCAAUCUCAGGCGUCCAAAUGGAAAAAGGAGCCGCAGUGUGGAGAACCUCACCGACCUCACUAAUCCGACUUGUAGCGAUUUUAUUCCGCGGAUGGAGUCUCCAACGCAAGGAUCAGAUCAUGAAGAUGUCGGUGCUCUCCUCAGGAGUAGCGUCAGCAGCGCCUUGAGUCCCAACAAGGUGGCAAAAUAUGGAACGGAAAGUCCUUAUGUGUCCGUCGUUCCUCAUGUAGGAGAUUCCGGAAUCCGUUUUCAUGCUGUGGAACGUGAGGAGAUUCCCGAGUCUUCCGCAAAAGACGACCGCAGGAACGCGUUAGAACCGUCCCAACAUCUCUUGAAUGCCGAGUCCUCUUUGACUCCCGAUGGUCUCGCAGCACCGCUCCAUGAAUCCAAGACCACUCGGAGUGAGGAUCUCAGCAUGGAGUCGGUCAUCCGGAGCAACCCUCGGAAAAGCAGCAGGAGGAGGCGGACUCCGAGGCUCCAGUCGUCAUCGGAGUGCGGCUCAUCGAGCAAAUCCAACGAGGAGUUAGCGACUUUGACUCCUCGAGGCGACUUCAUCCAGGAAGCUGCUGAUUGCAUCGCAGCCUGUCCUCCCGCGUGUCCGAGUCCCGACUGCAUUAGUGCCAGCCAAGGGUCCGUCGACUUGUUUGGAUCGUCGGAUGAAUGUGAUGGGCCGGUCAAUGGAGGUAGUGGGUCUGUGGAAUCGUCACAGUUCAUAAGCCAAGUUCUAGUUACCCAGCAAAAACUGAAGAUGAAGAAAGAGCUAGUGAGGCUGGAGAAGUUGAUGGCGCUGGUGUCUGAGGUUUUACAGGAAAAGGAGGCCAACCCGUCUGCGCCCACAUGCUCAGAUGUGCAACAGCUCAUUGUUCCACGUGACCAGGAAGCAAACCAAGACCUCCACAGGAAAACUCCUGCAGAAGAUGCACAUUGUGCCGCGUUACAACAUAUCGGCACCGCAGAAACACCCGUGCACGAGGACAAAGAGAACAAGACCCCCGAGAGAGGCUGCGGCAAGGCUAAAAUGGUGCUGGUCUCGUCUGGAUUGGCGGCCGCCGAGCAGAUGACGGUGAAAAGGUUUGCCAAGAAAGUUGGCGCCCGUUUGGUUUCCCGGGUGACCGCGGAGGUGACUCACAUUAUAAUGCGCACAGAUGAACAAAUGGUAUGCGAACGGACGCUCAAGUACUUCCUUGGAAUUGCCGGCAGGAAGUGGGUGGUGAGCUUCCACUGGAUUUCGGAGUGCUUCAAGCAAAAGAAAGUCUUGGAUGAGAGUGACUUUGAAGUGAGAGGCGACGUGGUGAACGGGCCCCACCACCUCGGCCCCAUGAGAGCUCGCACCACCGACGACGAAAACCUACUCAUGAGGGGCUAUGAGAUCUGCUUUCAAGGACCCUUCACAGACAUGACCACAGAUGAAUUAGAGUGGAUGGUGCAACUCUGUGGAGCAACCGUGGUCAAAGAUCCUCCUGUGCUCGACAGUAAAAGGAAGUCCAAUCAGCUGGUCAUCGUUCAGCAUGGAUCGGCACAGUUCUCGUACAGCGGUCUCGCUAAACAGGCCACAGUUGUGACUCGUGGUUGGUUGUUGGACACGGUGGCCACCUACACGCUACAGGGUUACACAAACUACCAAACGUGAGCUAAAGACAUCUUUUGGUUUCAUUUCCUAAAUCGCUAAUAUGUACAAAUGUAGAUAAAUCAAAGUACAACCAUGUACAUAGUAAACCAAGUGUCACUAAUCAUACUUUAAAAAAAAAACUGUUAUUUAAUGUCUUCUGUCAACUUAAUAAAUAACUCUACUGGCAUUCAAAGGUUUGCACCCCUCUUCUGUCUCUUUGUGUCCAAAGAAGAAGUGGCAAUUCCAAAUGUAUCAGAAAAUACCGUAAUUUCCGGACUAUCAAAUGCGCACCUGAAUGUAAAACGUACCCACUAAUAAUUAAAAAAAAAAAAAAAAAAAUUAUACAUACACUAUGAGCUAGGAGACCCGAGUUCAAUUCCACCCUCGGCCAUCUUUCCUCCCACAUUCCAAAAACAUGCUAGGUUAAUUAG
Doryrhamphus excisus (bluestripe pipefish) is the source of this 3849-nucleotide messenger RNA. RefSeq lists its product as uncharacterized. Gene Ontology annotation, cellular component: BRCA1-BARD1 complex; BRCA1-A complex. The record is from RefSeq and is a predicted model, not a curated record. Gene Ontology annotation, molecular function: ubiquitin-protein transferase activity; metal ion binding. Gene Ontology annotation, biological process: chordate embryonic development; sex-chromosome dosage compensation; positive regulation of transcription by RNA polymerase II. Lineage: Eukaryota; Metazoa; Chordata; Actinopteri; Syngnathiformes; Syngnathidae.